CCCGCGCUUCCAGUGGCAGCUGUCGCUCGGCUGAAGCGGGGGCGCCGAAGAGCGAUCCCACAAGUGGUUCCUCCCUGCGGCCGAGUAAUUUCGCUCGGCCGGAGGAAGCGCGAGGUCCCCGGGGCGGCAGGAGAAGGAGGUCGGGUUGGCGGAGGUCGGCUUGCCGGGUACUCCUCAGAGGUGCGGGGGAGAAGGGAAGGCGCGUCAUGGUGUCGGCGGCAGACAACGAAGGAGGCUGUGCUCGUCUCUCUGCCUCCGGCAGCCUUCGCUAGGGCCCCAAGGGGAGCCCCUUGCUUCAGCCCAGCCACCUUCUCCCCUCCAGCAGCUCGGCAGGACCGUUCCGGGGCGGGCGGCGCAGCAUGGCAUCAGCCUAACAGUGGCGAGCGCAGCAGAGUCCGGGACCCGCCGCGGUGGCGGCGGCCGCUUCUCAGCCAGAAUGAGUGACAGCAGCGAGGGGAUCAUCAGCUUGCCGGUGCCCAGCCCUCCCGGCGGCGGCCCCCCCUGCGAGGAGGUGCUGGGCAGGCGAGCGCAGGGGGCAGACGCUGGCGCCCGCAGCCUUCUGCCCGAUUUGGCCGCGCCGCCGCCCGGCACCCUCUGGGCUGAGGACGGGGCCGCCGCCAGUCCGGGCAGCGCGGCGCGGGCCAAGGGUGGCGGCAGGCGGACCGCCGUCACCUACGUGAUCAACGAGGCGAGUCAGGGGCCGCUGCUGGCGGCGGAGAGUGGCGCCCUGCAGAGCCUGCGGGAGGCGUGCGAGGUGGUGGGGGCCACGCUGGAGACGCUGCACUUCGGCAAGCUGGACUUCGGCGAGACAGCGGUGCUGGACCGCUUCUACAACGCAGAUAUUGCUGUUGUAGAGAUGAGCGAUGCCUUCCGUCAGCCUUCCCUGUUCUAUCACCUGGGAGUCAGGGAGAGCUUCAGCAUGGCUAACAACAUUAUCCUCUACUGUGAUACAAAUGUGGAGUCUCUGCAGUCACUGAAGGAAAUUAUUUUCCAGAAGAAUAAUAUGUGCACUGGUAACUACAUAUUUGUUCCUUAUAUGAUAACUCCACAUAACAAGGUGUACUGCUGUGAUACCAGUUUUAUGAAGGGUCUAACAGAGCUGAUGCAGCCCAGUUUUGAGUCGCUGCUUGGGCCUAUAUGCUUACCCCUGGUGGAUCGAUUUAUUCAGCUCUUGAAGGUGGCACAGGCCAGUUCGAGCCAGUAUUUCCGGGAAUCCAUUCUGAAUGACAUCAGGAAGGCUCGUACCCUCUACACAGGCAAAGAGCUUGCAGCAGAGCUGGCAAGGAUUCGACAGCGAGUGGAUAGUGUCGAAGUCUUGUCUGCUGACAUUGUCAUAAAUUUACUGCUGUCUUACAGAGAUAUCCAGGAUUAUGAUUCCAUUGUGAAACUGGUGAAAACUUUAGAAAAACUGCCUACUUUUGACUUGGCUUCUCACCACCAUGUGAGGUUUCAUUAUGCCUUUGCGCUGAACAGGCGAAACCUGCCUGGAGACAGGCAGAAAGCUCUAGAAAUUAUGAUUCCUCUGGUAGAACAGGAAGACCAAGUAGCUUCAGAUAUGUACUGCCUGGUUGGUCGGAUUUACAAGGACAUGUUUCUGGAAUCUGGGUUUAUAGAUACAGAAAGCAGGGACAAAGGGACGUUCUGGUUCAAGAAGGCAUUUGAGUCUGAGCCCACAUUGCAGUCAGGAAUCAAUUAUGCAGUACUCCUCCUGGCAGCUGGACAUUGCUUCGAUACUUCUUUUGAGCUGCGGAAAGUUGGAGUAAAGAUCAGCAGCCUGCUUGGUAAAAAGGGGAGCUUGGAGAAACUGCAAAGCUAUUGGGAAGUGGGAUCUUUCCUGGGGGCCAGUAUGUUGGCUAAUGACCAUAUAAGAGUGAUCCAGGCUUCAGAAAAGCUGUUUAAGCUAAAGGCACCAGCAUGGUACCUGAAGUCUAUUGUAGAGACUAUUUUGAUACAUCAACAUUUUAAGAAACUGACUACAGAGCAACAUACAGCCAAACAGGAACUAGUGGACUUCUGGAUGGACUUCCUCGUUGAAGCCACAAAGACAGAUGUGUCUGUAGUUCGAUUUCCAGUUUUAAUAUUAGAACCAACAAAAAUCUAUCAACCCUCGUAUCUCUCCAUCAACAGUGAAGCCGAGGAGAAGACUGUAUCUAUCUGGCAUGUACUGCCUGAUGACAAGAAAGGUAUCCAUGAGUGGAACUUCAGUGCUGCUUCUAUCAGAGGAGUGAGCAUUUCGAAAUUCGAAGAACGAUGCUGUUUCCUGUAUGUGCUGCACAACUCAGAUGACUUUCAAAUCUAUUUCUGCACAGAACUCCAUUGCAGAAGGUUUUUUGAUAUGGUGAAUGGUAUCACUGAAGAAAUAGGGAAGACUACAGAGGAAGGGGAAUGUGAUGGAGACUCCUUAGAGUAUGAUUAUGAAUAUGAUGAAAACGGUGAGCGAGUCAUUCUGGGGAAAGGAACUUAUGGCAUUGUGUAUGCAGGACGGGAUUUGAGCAACCAAGUCAGAAUUGCUAUUAAAGAAAUACCAGAGAGAGACAGCAGAUAUUCCCAACCUCUGCAUGAAGAAAUAGCUUUGCAUAAGCAUCUUAAACAUAAGAACAUUGUCCAGUAUUUGGGUUCUCUUAGUGAGAAUGGCUUCAUAAAGAUAUUCAUGGAACAGGUGCCAGGUGGCAGCCUUUCUGCUCUUCUACGAUCAAAAUGGGGACCAUUAAAAAAUAAUGAGCAGACAAUUGGAUUCUACACCAAGCAGAUUCUUGAAGGAUUAAAAUACCUCCAUGACAACCAAAUAGUGCAUCGAGAUAUAAAGGGUGAUAACGUGCUUAUCAAUACGUAUAGUGGAGUGUUAAAGAUUUCAGACUUUGGAACGUCAAAGAGACUUGCAGGAAUCAACCCAUGUACUGAAACUUUCACUGGUACCCUUCAGUAUAUGGCACCAGAAAUCAUAGACAAAGGGCCACGUGGCUAUGGGAAGGCUGCAGACAUCUGGUCUUUAGGAUGCACAAUCAUCGAGAUGGCUACAGGAAAGCCCCCGUUUUAUGAACUGGGAGAGCCGCAAGCAGCUAUGUUUAAGGUUGGAAUGUUUAAAAUACACCCAGAGAUUCCUGAAUCCAUGUCUGCAGAAGCCAAGGCUUUCAUACUGCGUUGCUUUGAACCAGAUCCCGACAAACGAGCUUUUGCUCACGAGCUACUUAUAGAUGAGUUCCUGAAGGUUUCAAGCAAAAAAAGGAAGUCCCCAUCAAAGCUCUCAGUUCUUCCAGCUAACACAAAUGAGUAUCUUCGGAGUAUUUCCUUGCCUGUUCCUGUUCUGGUGGAAGAUACAAGUAGCAGCAGUGAAUAUGGCUCUGUCUCACCUGAUACAGAAUUAAAAAUUGAUCCAUUCUCUUUCAAAACAAGAGCCAAAUCCUGUGGAGAAAAAGAUGGGAAGGGAAUCCGGUCCCUUUUCCUGAGCAUCCCAGAUGAACAUUUUGAGGAUCACAGUGCACCUCCUUCACCGGAAGAGAAGGAUUCUGGGUUUUUCAUGCUGAAGAAGGACAGUGAAAGGAGAGCCACUCUUCACAGGAUAUUAAGUGAGGACCAAGAGGAGGUGGUGCGAAACUUGAUGGAAGCUUUGGCUCAGGGAGCUGAAGAGCCCAAGCUGAAAUGGGAACAUAUCACAACGCUUGUGUCCAGCCUCAGAGAAUUUGUACGGUCCACAGAUCGCAAAAUCAUCGCAACCACUCUUUCGAAAUUGAAACUGGAGUUAGACUUCGACAGCCAUGGUAUCAGUCAAGUGCAGCUUGUGCUGUUUGGUUUUCAAGAUGCUGUCAAUAAAGUUCUCCGAAACCAUAACAUCAAGCCACAUUGGAUGUUUGCAUUGGACAGCAUAAUCAGAAAAGCUGUGCAGACUGCUAUUACUAUUCUGGUUCCAGAAUUGAGGCCACAUUUUAGUCUUGCAUCUGAAAGUGAUACAGCAGAUCAAGAUGAUAUAGAAGUUGAAGAUCAAGAUGAACAGCCUCAGAAUCAAACUAUCCAACAGCCUUGCAUUGUCAUGGAAGAUGCAGUAGCUACUUCAGGUGUAAGCACGCUCAGCUCUACAGUAUCCCAUGACUCCCAGGCUGUUCACAGAACACUGAGUGUCCAGCUGGGCAGACUAAAAUUAGAGACAAACAGGUUAUUGGAAGAGUUGGUUCAAAAGGAGAGAGAAUUUCAAGUCCUCUUGCAUCAGGCUAUAGAAGAAAAAGAUCAAGAGAUUCGAAAUCUACGGCUGAGGUCACAGCCAAUAGAUAUUCCAGGACUGUCUGUCUGUCAUCGUCAUUCCACUGGCACGGGGACCGAAGACCCUGAUCUCAUAAACUGGCUGAAUGUUCAAGGAGCUGACGAGGCCACAAUAAACAAGUUCUUGGCUGAAGACUAUACAUUAAUGGAUGUUCUCUGUUAUGUUACACGAGAUGAUCUGAAAUGUCUGCGACUGAGAGGAGGAAUGCUAUGCACACUGUGGAAGGCCAUCACUGACUUUCGAGAGAAGCACACCUGAGACUGAAGCUUUUCUUCACUUCUCUGCAAAGAGGGAAAGAUUUCCUUUCAGCACAGAGCAGGUGUGCUGUCAGAAGGACUGUUGCACUUUAAUCCAGUAUUUGUUUACCAAUGCUAAAAACUCUGCAGCUUCCUGACUGCUUUUACUCCUCUAAUCCGUAAGGAAUCUGUAAACAACCUGCAACAUUAUUAUUUUACUUCAAACGUUUUUACAUGCAAGUUUUUCAAACAUUAAAAGCAGAACCAAACCAUUAUAAACUCAUGAAAUAUUGUAGUUAAAAGUAUCCAGGUGUUAAUUUCAUGACAAAUGAUGUAAGAUUUCAUGUGACUGUACAUCACUGGAACAAAACCAAAAUGUGACAGGAACUUCAAGUUUCUUUUUCUUUGUAAUGUAUCUCAAUAACCUGUAGUAGAACUUCAUAAUUUCAGUAAUAGAUACUUUUCUUUUAGUGUGCAAGACCUAAGGGUAAUUGUUCUUACCUACUGCCCUACAUAGUUUAAUGUUUAUUUUUGGUAAUUUAAGUUCCAUGGUGCAUCUGUUUUAGAGUUGUUUAUGUACUACUGAACUGUACCAGUUGCAUACACCUGAACCACAGUACUGUUAGCUUGUUCUAAAGCUAUCUCUGACACACACAGUUGAAAAUAAAAAGAACCUAAGACUGACUUUUUCCUAUAUUUUUGGACUUGGAAAAUACUAAAAGUGUAGAACUGAAAAAUAUUGGAAUAAAAAAGAGGAAAAAAAAUCAUACCGAGUAUCAAGGGAACCUUUCUGACACAUGCUAAAGUUACUGUGAUUUGAAUUUGAUAAUCAUAGCACUGAGUAUUUUCUCUAUUUUCCUGUUCAGUCUGAUUCCCACACUGACAGUCCAGGGCCAAACAAAAUUUUUCUCUGGGUGCUCUGCUUGACUUGAGAAAGUGAUGUCCUGACUCCACAUACUGAGUAGUCAUUGUGGCCUGUUGGUUUUUUCUGCUGUUGUUCAU
Dryobates pubescens (Downy woodpecker) is the source of this 5493-nucleotide messenger RNA. It is a transcript of the gene MAP3K5, whose product is annotated as mitogen-activated protein kinase kinase kinase 5. The transcript is spliced from 30 exons. The coding region runs from base 437 to 4513 and encodes 1358 amino acids. NCBI's taxonomy places the organism in Eukaryota, Metazoa, Chordata, Aves, Piciformes, Picidae. Gene Ontology annotation, molecular function: ATP binding; MAP kinase kinase kinase activity. The record is from RefSeq and is a predicted model, not a curated record. Gene Ontology annotation, biological process: MAPK cascade; protein phosphorylation; cellular response to stress.